AAGAUUAUUUGUGGUGGAUGACAAGCAGCUAAAGGAUGGUAAGUGCAGAAAUUUAUUAUAUUAAAGCAUCGAAAUUAAGUCUACCAUACUGAUUGAAUGUUUUUCUUGUAAAUAUUGUUAAUAUUUUUAAAUUUUUGGUUGCAUGACGGACGUUAUUAUUUCCUGUCCAACAUAAGUGAAUUUCCAAAGUAAAAGUUCGUCUCUAAUGCAUAAACUGUCGGUGAAACAGUAGCCAACUAGUUAAACAUUACAUUAAACAACAACGAUUUCAAUUGGAAAUAUAACAAUAUAUUCAUAAUAUUGUCUAAAUUUACGAACUUUCCAAACACUACCACGAAUUCCGUCCAACUUCUACGUCCGUAACACGAGUGUUAGAAAUCAACAUAUAUCGAGUGGUAUUCAUCAUUGUUAAUGCGCGGGAGUUUAAACAAUUCGCACGCGCAAAUAUGUAUGACGUCAUCGGUAUAAAAACAACAGAAAGAAACAAAGAUGGCGAGUACGCGGUCGCUUUCCUCGUCCGUCCCGCCCCCUGAAGAUGCUCAGGACCAGUUAAAGAAAAUGAAAGCCGCCGAACGGGCAAGGGCAUAUCGAGAGAGGAGAAGAAAUGAUACCCAGCACAAAGAGAAAGAGAGGCAGAGAAAAAAGGAAUACAGAGCGAGGAUGAAGGAAUCUAUCUCCAAUGACGAAAUUUUGAGACAGAGAGAAAUGAGUAGAAUCCGGCAGAAACGAUUCAAUGAGAAUAAAAAGCGAAAACUCGAGGGAGAAGGAGAAACAGAAGCUGUCAAACCAGCGAGGGCGAAGAAGGCCAUUACCAGAAGAGAAAGCCUGAAACAAAGAGAGUAUUGGAGGGCAAAGAAGCGGGAACAAAGAGCCAACAUGACCUCUCAAAAAAAGCGCAGAAUUCGAGAAAAGGAGCGUGCCCGCUAUGCAAAACGAAAACAGUCAUUAGCACCAUGUACGACGUUUGCUGAAACCACAACAACGUCUGAUUCAUAUACCGCCCCUACCGAAUCACCUUCACUUCUAUCAUCGGCGGCGACGAAGCAAAGGGCAUACCGGCUGAAAAAGAACAUUCCAAAAACACCAGAAAAGUUUGCCCAAGUUAUGGGACACAUUCUCUUAAAUUCUACCCCUCGUCAAAAGACGUGUUUAAGAAGGAUUGGCAUUUCAAGCAGUCCAAGAAAGGAGGAGGCCUACCGGUAUUCUAAGUCCAUAAUAGAAACGAUUCGAUCCAUCAAAGAAAAACGUCAACAGAAAUGGCUAGCUGUUAAGAGAUGCCUUAUUACCUCAAUAAAGAGCACAAGGAAGGCAAGAAACUACAAGAAAAUGUCAGAGGCGACAGGACUGAGCUACAGAGCGCUCAAGAAAUACACACACGAUGAUUUGAGUGAUCUGACAAGUUACCAACGUAAGAGAAGACAAGACUGUCUUACUGAAGAAACCAUUGAACAGGUAAAGAGCCAUUAUGAAGCUAGCGCGUCCUUUGUACCCGACAUCAAGGCGGUUAGCAAGAAAACCUUUAAAUCGCAAAAAGUGCUGGACAGACCAUUGGCAAGGAUAUACGAAAGUUUUAAGUCCAAGCAUCCUGACAUUGACAUAUCACAAUCUAAAUUUUCAACAUUACGUCCGGCUAAUGUGAAAACAAGCAAACACCAACGACUGUACCAAAGUAUGUGUGAAUAUUGCACUAAUUCAAAAUUAAAAAUGCAAGCAAUCAACACCGUGAGUGAAAGGCUUCAAAUUCAAGACUGCAAAUUAAGAGAAAUAGAUGACUUUGUUGACCUUACUACAUGCAAAAAAAUGGAGGGUUCCGAAUAUCAUGAGAAGAAAUGCCUGACUAGAGACUGUGAUGACUGUGGUGUCGACGGUCUAGACAAGUUUUACGGGGCGCUUAUUGCAGCUACUGAACGUGAGGAAGACAAAGUUUCAUGGAAGCAUUGGUCAAAUGUGCAGUACUGCCAACCAGGCAAAAGGCCGUCAACACGCAAGACUUUAUUGACCAAAAGUACGAACUUGGUUGAAUUAAAAGAUGCACUGAAAAAAGAUGUUGCCUCGCUAAGUGAACACUUGCUAAAUGCAUACUGGCAAAAGAACUGCUUCCAAACUCUAUCCAAGAGAGUGCCGAAAGACAGCAUAGUAGUCCAUAUGGACUUUUCAGAGAAUUACUCUACAUUUUAUCAGCAGGAGAUCAGCAGUGCCCAUUGGAUGAAGAAUCUCGUGACAGUACAUCCGUCAGUUGCAUUCUACACUUGUCCAGACUGCGGAGACACUGCAAAACCUGUCAUGGAUGUACUCGUAUUCUUGUCGGAUGAUACCAACCACGACCACCAUGCCGUCCAAACUUUUGUAGAAGAAACUGUCCGUUUUCUUAAAGAAGAUCGCCACCUUAACUUCAAGAACAUGUAUGAGUUCACAGACGGAUGCUCGUCCCAGUACAAGUCCCGUGGCCCCUUUGUCGAUAUAUCAUAUGGGAUGUCUGACUUUGAAAUUCAGCGAGAGCGAUUCUUCUUCGGGUCCUGUCACGGAAAAGGGCCAUGUGAUGGUGCCGGUGGUGUUGUAAAAACAGCGACAAGGAUGGCAGUGAUUCGGGGAGAGGCUGUUAUCACUGAUGCCACAACAAUGUAUAAUCAUCUGAAAAUGAAGUUGACCAGAAUUGCAAAGAUACAAAAUGUGUGUAACCACAGUAGGCGUGAAUUCUUCUUGGUAGAUAUCAAAAGGGACAGACCAGAUCGGACUGUAAAGGCCCCACUCAAAGGAACUAGGAAGGUGCAUUCCAUCCGGGGCAUUUCGCCUGGAGUGGUACACACACGGACCCUUGGGUGCGCUUGCUCAUACUGCAUUACUGGGGAGGGAGAUGUCUGCAAUAACAUGGAGUAUGUCGGUGAAUGGAGUGAAGAAACGCUCCGCAUACCAGGCCAGAGAGGGAGACCGGAAAGGAGAGGCACAGGCAGAGGUGUCAGGACCAGGGGUGGGAGGAAAGCUGCUCCUGCAGAGCCCAUGACAGACUCAGGGACACAGAGGGGGGCUAGGCGUGCAGCAAGAGGAAGUCGAGGUGGAAGAGGUGUAAGGACACGAGGCGGUGGAAGAGGUGUAAGGACACCAGGCGGCGGAAGAUGUGUAGCCAGACCAAACGUGUCGUUUUCUGAAGAUUCUGAUACUUCAAUCUCCGAAAAUUUGAUGGACAUGUCUGACUCCGACUCUAUGGAUCCCUCCCUUGAUAUUGCAUUCGAUGACCAGGAAGUGAACUCCCUCGAAGACUCAGAUGAUUCAAAUGUAGAGCCUGUCUCCGUGAUCUUGCAUGAUCCCAAUCCGUCCCUCGACCAGGAAGUGAACUCCCUUGAAGAUGAGUCAUACGUACACCCUGCCUCCAUGGUCUUACCUGAUCCAAAUCCGUCCCUUGACCAGGAAGUGAACUCCUUUGAUUCUGAAGAUACUGAUGAAUUACCACUCGGGGACUAUGUGUCUGAUUCUGAAAACAGUUUGAGUAGCAGUUUGUCAGCAUUAAUUGACUCUAUAAUACAGAAGCAAAGUUCUAGUUCCUGUGAUGAAGAUAUCAAAGAUGGAAGUUCUAGCUCCUGUGAUGAAGAUAUCAUAGAUGGAUUUGCAAUCGUUAGUUUCAAGACAGUCGAGGAUUUGGAGCAACAUGGAACUGAUUGUGACAGCUGCUUGACGACAACAAAUGUAGAGAUAGAUGAUGCAAGAUUAGAAGACCAGGAAACGAACGGUACAAGUAUACCAGGCAUAGGACAGCAACAGACUCUAAGCAUGAGUUAUCAAGAUGGAGCAUAUAUUAUUGUUCAACAUGGCACUGAAAAGUAUCCUGCAGUAGUUGAUGGAUGGCCAUGGGUCAGAUUUUUCAAGAGAAAGCGGGGUCAAACCAACCACUGGGAGAUGCAAGAGACCAGGCAUGUAGUAGUGCUACAAGACGUUGCCGGUCUAUUACAACCACCAGAGUUAGUCUGUUGUGGAUCCAGAUUCCUCUACGCGUUUGAAGACUUCUAAUGACAAGCGGGUGGAGAUGGCUAGCAAGAUGGCGUUAUCAUCAUCUGACAUUUUGAAUCUGAAAGCUUUGUUAAUAGUUUGAAUAAAUUUUACUUUGAAUUAAAAUGUGUACUUUUUUCUUUGUAAAGAUAUACAGUAGUUGGAAUCCCAAGGAUCCAUUGUGUUUAGGCUUGGCUUAUGGUUCUUGUGUAUAUGCAAAGCACCCUUUACCAUGCUAAUAUAUUUAAAACCUACUAGCACUAAGCAGUGGGUGACCGACACCAUUUAAAUGUCCAUCAAAGGUAUUUUCAGUCCAAAUGAUGUCCAUCACAGGUAGUUUUAGUCCAAAAUAACAUCCAUCACUUGAAGUUUCAGUCCAAAAUAACGUCCAUCACUUGAAGUUUCAGUCCAAAAUAACGUCCAUCACUUGUAAUUUCUGUCCAUAAUAACAUCCAUCACAUGUAAUUCCUGUCCAAUAUAACGUCCAUCACAGGCUAUAUUUGUCCAACAUAACGUCCAUCACACCAGUAUUAAUUUUAUAAUUUUUAAUUAUAGAAAAGAGAAGAAGGUAAUUAGUUUUUACAUUCAAUGAAAGGAACAUAUAUAUUUGUUUGUUUGAAAACACUUAAAUUACCAUUU
Dreissena polymorpha is the source of this 4620-nucleotide messenger RNA. RefSeq lists its product as uncharacterized. The record is from RefSeq and is a predicted model, not a curated record. Bases 490 to 4002 code for a protein of 1170 amino acids. The transcript has 12 exons. Lineage: Eukaryota; Metazoa; Mollusca; Bivalvia; Myida; Dreissenidae.